Molecule: messenger RNA, 1068 nt
Organism: Cololabis saira (Pacific saury)
Lineage: Eukaryota; Metazoa; Chordata; Actinopteri; Beloniformes; Belonidae
Product: testis-expressed protein 264
Biological process (GO): reticulophagy; protein-DNA covalent cross-linking repair
Cellular component (GO): autophagosome membrane; replication fork; endoplasmic reticulum membrane
Source: RefSeq, a predicted model, not a curated record
AUGGAAAAGAUAACUUUCGCCUACAAAUUCAAAGACGGACCCUACAAAAACUGUGGACAACUUUUCCAGGAGGCUAUGCCGACCAUAAAAGGCAGCUGGAACAGGCGAUGUGCUGGGUGGGAAGAGUCCUCCAGGAUGCUGCAGGCCUCCUUGUGGCAGCAGGACCUGUACAGCUCCUCUAAGGAGAGUGCAGCCGAUGAUCUUUUCUGCUGUGGUGAUUAUCCUCUGGAGCGUCUUCUCCUGAGCCGUGCUGCUGGGAAACCACACUGGGAUGCAGUAUCGCAGCACACGUUCAAAUGGAGCAUUUGUAGAAGGACUGCAGCGGCUCCUUGGACGUCGCUUUUCAGCAGUCGCAGGAAGUGGAGUCGCUGCUUUGCCGUCCUGAUCAGCCCACUGGUGUUGGUUUUCCAGGCACCUGGAGUACUUUGUUGUUACGCUGUUGGCAGCAUUCUCUGCGAAGGAGAAAAUUAAGUUGAUGAGCGGCUUCUAAAGCACUACGAAUCUUCUGGAUUCAGUAUCUUUUCCUUUCCCCAAGUUACACAUGUGGUCACUACCUAGGAUGUUUUUUUUCUACUCCUCAGAGUGAGAAGAGUCUACCCGCAGCUGGAGAACUACAUCAAGAAGAGGAGGCUAUGUGCUCACCCAAUCCUUGAAAUCUACAGAGAUAGUCAGAUGCACUUCAUGGUCCCUUUGGCUCGACAGUGUCAUUUUGUGCCUGAUCUCCAGCAGGUAGAAAAGACUCUGACAGAACAAGAGGAUUCGUACAGUGACACAGAUGUCCCAGGUGCAGACUCCAACAGUGAAUCCAGCUCAGGGAGUGUUCUCCUCUCAGACAGCAGAGAGACAUCACUGAUGCCGUCUUCCGCCCACUCCGUCCCUAUCGGAGAUCAAGCAAGUGGGGACUACAGAGGGAGAAGCUCCAGGGGAACCUGGUUUAAAGAGCUGGACUGGGACCAGACGGGUGGACACCAGGAAGAGACACAGAAGCAGCAUCACGGAGGAUCCCAACAAAAGGACGUGGAGGUUGCCACUCAGCGGUGGUGGGGGGUUGUUGGAGGGGAAGAAUGA